AAGCCGUUAAAGGAAGGAACAUCUGCAGGAAGACGCUGAGGCAGAGAGAAGAUAAAGGAUUCAGUGAGGCACCACGGUAUCCAAAAAGAACUCCAAGAUGAGACAACACUCAACAUGAGGAGAUAAGAUGGAAGCCAAGAAAAAGUUCUUGUCAACAGAAAGAGGAUGACAUAAGGUGCCAAUCCGAAUGAGCAGUUAAAAUGGUGGGAGGCCUGACAUUCACAGGAGCGUCAAAAACCAGUGUGGCUUCUAGAUCGAAUGCGGCUUCCAGAUCCAAUGUGGCUUCCAGAUCCAAUGUGGCUUCCAGAUCCAAUGUGGCUUCUAGAUCCAAUGUCUCUUCUAGAUCCAGUGUGGCAUCCAGAACAAGACUAAAACGCAGACGAAAACCACCACCUAGAAAGGGAAAAUAUGCUAUGGUUUUGCAGUACAUAACAGAGUGCUCUGUACCUUCCCUUGCUGCAACUACUGCGGUGGUGCUGUGCCUGGUCCUGUUUUGUGCUGCAGUUGGAGUAAUUAAUCUGUAUAUCUACGAGCAGAACAAAAUGCAGCUAGAAAAAAGAGCAAUGAAAACUAUCAGAGACUUUAUGAUAAAAAGGGAACCGUCCCUUCAGAACAAGAAUGAUUCUGAAAUAUUUCGUGGAGCUCAGAAGUUGGCAGAUGAAUUGGUUGCAUGGAACUUCAAAGUGUAUGAAGUACAACUUGCAAUUGAGGACCUUAUUAGAAAAUUUCGUCUAAAGUGGAUGCCACAUGCUGGGCUUCUCUAUUUGUUUGAAGUUCGAAGAAAGUCAUGGUUCGGUGCAAAAGAGUUUUGUGAGGAGGAAAAGUCCUGGCUGACAUUUGUUGAAGAUGUUCGUGUGGAGGAGUUUCUAGAAAAAGAAACAGAAUUUGCACAUGAAGAUUCCUGGAUUGGACUCCAUCAUGAGAAUGGACAAUGGAAAUGGCAUCAUGGCCCAAAUGUAGUAAACACUUAUUGGAUGCAUGGUCAGCCUGACAAAAUAAAAGAAGAACCCUGUGUCAUAUUAAAAUCACAUUGUUCCAGAACAACUAAAUGUUGGGAAAACAUUCCCUGCAAUGUAGAAAAACGGUGGAUAUGUAAGAAGAUGCCUGAUCAAAGAUGGUAUACGGUAAAACCUUGAGAAAACUGGAUUCUGUGGUCUCUAUGCUAAAAGCAAUGGAUCAGUCUCCCCCUUAAAAAAAUCAGCAAUCCAGAUUAUGGAAUUGGGGCAUGGAAGAGCUCAACUCUCUGCCAUCAAGAGCUGAAAGCACCUUAGCAGUCCUGUUUCCUCAAGACUGGAAAAAGAGACCUUAAUUUGCAACCUCAAAGAUUUGAACCUCCAAGAAAAUGAAGCGUGGGAGAGUU
Podarcis muralis (Common wall lizard) is the source of this 1360-nucleotide messenger RNA. The record is from RefSeq and is a predicted model, not a curated record. Lineage: Eukaryota; Metazoa; Chordata; Lepidosauria; Squamata; Lacertidae.